AUGGACGGACUGGUUUGCCUGGGAAUUACCUGGAAGCAACUUAUUGCGCACAUCGAGUCUCAAUCGCGGCUGAAACAGCUUCGACUGGACUGCGUCGGCCAACUGCAUACUGACUGCACAUACAACACCGAGUCCAGCGCAACACUGUAG
Molecule: messenger RNA, 150 nt
Organism: Fusarium odoratissimum NRRL 54006
Lineage: Eukaryota; Fungi; Ascomycota; Sordariomycetes; Hypocreales; Nectriaceae
Exons: 2
Coding region: 1-150 (49 amino acids)
Source: RefSeq, a predicted model, not a curated record